Messenger RNA from Phytomonas sp. Hart1, 443 nucleotides. The record is from the annotation of a GenBank genome assembly. Lineage: Eukaryota; Euglenozoa; Kinetoplastea; Trypanosomatida; Trypanosomatidae.
GCCAUAAAGCGAAUCCAUACACAAAAAGGUAAACAUGCCGCGUGAAAUCAAGAAUCUGAAGGAGUUCCUUGCCAUUUGCUCCCGCAAGGAUGCCCGGUGCGUGAAGGUAAAGCACAAUCCGAAGGUUUCCAAGUUUAAGGUUCGCUGCAGUCGCUACCUCUACACUCUCGUCGUGGCAGAUAAGAAGAAAGCUGACAAGAUCGAGCGCUCGAUCCAUCCUUCUGUGAAGAAGAUCACCGUGACGGCGCGCAGCCAUGCCCGAACUAACUCUAGCUCCAAGUAGGUUGCGCAUGGUUCGACUUUCUGUUCCUUCAUUGUUUUGACGUAUGCUGUCAUAUGCGCAUGAUAGACAAUGGAACGGCGGAUCGCUUUUAUGCAUUACAUAAGUUUGUUUUUCAACGUAUUUUCCUAAAUAAUUAAAUCACUUACUAAGGUUUAGUUAA